CUUUGGUAUUCUGAAAAGAAUGGUCAAGGAUGGUUGUGAACCUAAUGUGGUGUCAUAUAAUGCUCAUUGACAGCCUUUGUAAGGAUAGAUUGGUUACUGAGGCAUUAGAGCUCUUCUUGAAAAUGAAGAGUGAAGGCAUUUCUCCUAGCAUUGUGACUUACAGCUCUUUAAUCAAUGGUCUGUGUAUGUCAAGCCGAUUGAAGGAAGCCUUUUUGCUGCUUAACAAAAUGCUGAAAGCCAACAUCAUGCCAGAUCUAAUUACAUUCAAUAUAGUGGUCGAUGGUCUUUGUAAGUGUGGAAGGGUCUCAAAGGCUUGUGGUAUUGUCAAAUUUAUGAUUCAGAGAGGAAUAAAGCCUGAUGUUGUGACUUGCAAUUCUUUAAUCAAUGGUCUGUGCAAUUCAGGCCGAUGGGAAGAAGCUUCCAUGCAGCUCAAUGAAAUGUUGGAAGCAAACAUCACUCCAAACUUAAUUACCUUCACUAUAUUGGUUGAUGGACUUUGUAAGGAAGGAAGGGUUGCAAAGGCUCAUGGUAUAGUCAAGGAUGAUUCAAAGAAGGAAUAA
Messenger RNA from Jatropha curcas, 560 nucleotides. The record is from RefSeq and is a predicted model, not a curated record. NCBI's taxonomy places the organism in Eukaryota, Viridiplantae, Streptophyta, Magnoliopsida, Malpighiales, Euphorbiaceae.